Molecule: messenger RNA, 750 nt
Organism: Mesorhabditis belari
Lineage: Eukaryota; Metazoa; Nematoda; Chromadorea; Rhabditida; Rhabditidae
Source: the annotation of a GenBank genome assembly
AUGUUUUUUAUUUCAACGUCAAGUAGUUUACUCGACUGGUCACCUUAUAUUUUGAAGAACUACCAGAAACUUCAUAAUGUUUGUUACAAACAAAAUGCUAUAGCUUUUAAACGACUUGACACAACUCGUGUUUCUGCUCAUCAGUUUGACCGUUUUGCUACUCACUUGUACCUCGUAACCACUAAAUGCCGGCAAAAAUCAAGCGCUCAACCAUUAACAAGAACUACAAAAAGAGUCGAAUUGCAACAAGAAUCCUCAAAGAUGACCGGCGAAGACACUUGGACAACGCCGAAAUAUACGCACAAUAGGCCGAACGAGUCACUGAGGCGAGCCGAGCAUGCGAUCCAGCCUUUGCUGAGCGUGGUGGUCUACGGGCUUUGCUGCAUUCCGCACAAGAAACGCUCUAGCGCCGGCGCGAUCAAUCAGAGUGUCGAACCGAUACAACCAAUUGCUUCAAAGCCGGCACCACACGAUAUCCUCGCCGCGACACAAUCGCUCACCAUGGAACCGAUCACCGACAAGAUGCAACGAGGCGGAAAUAGCGACAUCAUUGAAGUUUCCAGAGAGAAGCUAUGGCCGCGAAAGAAGUCGAGGUAUAUGAUAAGGAUACUGCGAGCUAAAGCGGGAGAUCGAAAUCGGCUGAGGAUCGUGACCCGACCAUGGAGAAUAUUCCAUCGAUACGUUGAGGAGGAUGAAAAGCCAACCAAGCCAAUGAAACGAAAAUCGACCGGCACCGAGGAAAUCGCUGGA